Leptomonas pyrrhocoris is the source of this 1302-nucleotide messenger RNA. Its product is annotated as silent information regulator 2 putative (SIR2RP1). The transcript has a single exon. Gene Ontology annotation, molecular function: NAD+ binding; histone deacetylase activity, NAD-dependent. The record is from RefSeq and is a predicted model, not a curated record. Lineage: Eukaryota; Euglenozoa; Kinetoplastea; Trypanosomatida; Trypanosomatidae. The coding region runs from base 127 to 1302 and encodes 391 amino acids.
GUGGAAGUGCCCAUCUGCUCUGCCGUGGCAAGCUUGAAGUCAACGUGCCGCGUCCCGGCACUUUGGUACGAGGAAUCACCCUCACAGGAGUGCACACACUUACAGACACACUUUUCUUUCUUUCUCAUGAAGUUGGCGCAUACGGAGCCGCCCUCGGCCGUCCCGGCAGCGGCGCACAUCCUCGGCGAGCCGACCAUCGAGGGGCUGGCCCGCUACAUUCUCCAAAGCGACGUCCGCCGCAUCCUCGUGCUCGUCGGGGCGGGGGCCAGUGUGGCGGCCGGCAUCCCGGACUUCCGCUCGCCCGACACCGGCAUCUACGCCAACCUCGGCAAGUACAACCUAGACGACCCGAGCGACGCCUUCUCCCUCACGCUGCUCCGCGAACGGCCCGAUAUCUUUUACAGCAUCGCGACGGAGAUGAAUUUGUGGCCCGGCCACUUCCGACCGACAGCUGUGCACUUCUUUAUUCGGCUGCUGCAGGAGCAGGGGCGGCUGCUGCGGUGCUGCACGCAGAACAUCGACGGCCUGGAGGAGGCCGCGGGCAUUUCGCCGCGGCUGCUCGUGGAGGCGCACGGCUCCUUCGCGACGGCAUCCUGCAUUGACUGCCAUGCCCCUUUCGACAUUGAACAGAACAAAAAGGAGGCGAUGGAGGGGGUCGUGUCGCACUGCCUACUCUGCGGUGGCAUCGUGAAGCCGAACGUGGUGUUUUUCGGAGAGAGCCUGCCCGAUGCCUUCUUCCACGCACUGCAGCACGACGCCCCUACGGCGGAUCUCGUCAUCAUCGUCGGCACCUCCCUCCAGGUGCACCCCUUUGCGUCGCUGCCCUUCUUUGUGCCGACGACAAUCCCGCGCGUGGUGAUCAACCGCGAGCGAGUGGGUGGGUCAUUUUUCCGCUUCCCGGAUGACGACGACGUGCCGGACUCGGCGGAGGGUCUCGCCGCGACAUCAUCCGCGGCGUCAUCGUCAUCGUCGCGGCCGCUGCUGGCGGGCGAUGGGGUGGGGGCGGACAGCGGCGACGGCCACCGCAGCGCAGCUGCUUCGACUGCGCCGGAAAGCAUCGCAGCAACGCGGGAGAGUAAUGAAGAGGGGAGGGAGGAGGACGCGGCGAGUUCCAGCUCCAGCUCCAGCGACGGCUACGCGCAGUACGGCGACUACGACGUGCACCCCCCGCUGUGCCGCGACGUGCUCUUUCGCGGCGACUGCCAAGACAACGUCAAGAAACUGGCGGAGUGCCUCGGCUGGGGGGCGGCGCUGUCUGAUUUCCUAGGGACCUCAACGGCUUCAUCAGAGGAUGAGCAUUGA